AUGAGUUCAACAAGCAAGGCAUGGGUUGAGGCAGUGAAAGAUCAAGGAGUGAGUAGGUGGAAUUGCACCAUCAAAACAAUAAAUCAGCAUGCAAAGAACAAUAUAAAGUCAUAUUCACAGGCCAAAAAAAUCUCUUCUCAAUCUUCUUCUAUGGUUUCUUCAAACAGUAAAGCAAAGCAGUCUGAAGAGUCACUUAGGAAAGUUAUGUACUUGAGCUGUUGGGGUCCAUAUUGA
This is a messenger RNA of Solanum verrucosum, 234 nucleotides long. RefSeq lists its product as uncharacterized. NCBI's taxonomy places the organism in Eukaryota, Viridiplantae, Streptophyta, Magnoliopsida, Solanales, Solanaceae. The transcript has a single exon. The record is from RefSeq and is a predicted model, not a curated record. Bases 1 to 234 code for a protein of 77 amino acids.